UAUAUAUCUUGUGUCACCGUUAAGAUGUACCCGCUGGGAGCGAUGUUACUUCGCGACUACACGGUCUGUCGACAAAUAAUAGCCGUUAUCGAAGCGACGUCCUGCAGCGAGUGCAGCGUCGCGACACCGCGCGGAUAUGUGUGUUGUCAUCAAUAAAGCGACGCACCGAUAUCGCGACGUCCUGACGGAAGUUGGCCACGGAUGUUAUUCGCAACGUCACCGAAGACUCCUGGAACGAAGAUCGUGUAACAUUGCGCAAAUAUUCGUUAUGAAAGCAAUUACUCCGGAUUUCAUAUUACAAUGCGGCGCGAAGAGUGGGAUACUUCUGGGAUACAUUUUCUAGUGAUCGUCGGGAAUUCCGAACUAGAAUAAUACGGUGAGCGUUUCUGUCGUCCGAAAGGAUCUGUCAAUCCAGAAACCUGUGGUGUGUUUUGAAUCGAAGAGAAUCACGGCGAAAACAUUACAAGUGAAACCUCGCGAUUGCGGAUGGAUUGAUCAGUGCGCGCCGAAAUCGCAUCGUCGAGGCUUUCCCCCCCGUCGGUCAGGAGUGCAUCGGAUGCGUGAGAAAGUGCAGCUGCAGCAGUAGCAGCAGGGCGUCGGGAGGAGAGGUUAGGCGAGGCCGACACCCACCGAGCGAGUCGAUCAGCUGUUCCGCGGUGCCGACAUCAUUGUCGUUUCGGACGGUAGAUAGUCCCAAUGCUACUCUAUCAAGAAGACAUUUCGGACAUCCUUGUUUCAAGUACUUCUUGGCGCGAACGUGAAAGAAAAAGGGACAAUGUUGUCGUACAUGUUGCCGACGGAGGACAAGCCACCGCCCGGCGAACCCAGCAGCCAACAGAACAAUUAUCGCACGGCCAGCAAGCUGCAAAAGAGCACCGCUGUAGUGAGCACAUCUCCCAGAAAAUGCACGGACACGACUAGAGCGAUGAUCGUUUCCACCAAGAUCGAGGAUUCGACUGGCGGCGAUCCUGUCGCCCGGCACGGUUUCCCUCGACCGGUCGAGAGUCCGAAGCACAAUGGAACGACAACCACGAGGAAAUCGACUCUGCACAACGCCAGCAGGGUUACUAAGGACGACAGUCUCUACAGCAUCGACAGCGUAGCCAGUACUGCCGGCAGCGAACGUAAGAACAAGAUUCUCAACGGCGCGAAGCACGCCAGCCUGAAAAGGGUAUCCUUCGGCUCGAGCAAAGGGUCGAUGGUGGAAACACUCGUUUAUGAGACCCCAGUACAAGAGGAACCUGAGAUCAAUCACUUUCUGGACCACAAUGGCCGCUUACCUCCUCCUAUGAUACCUGUGCCUGAUACUGACGAAGGUAGAGAAAAAGUACGUGUCUCGUUGUUAGGUCCACAACCAUCACCGGCGACGCCAGGUGUUCUCUUGCUGGAGCCGAUCACGCAUUCGACAGGACUCCCGAUCAACAUGGCCAACAAUCCUACGGAACUUCUGACCACGCACACUGAGCACACCACGCCUGCCUACCACACGCAAAUCAGUACGGACAGCGGCUGGGAUAAUCCGUUCAGACCGGAUGGCGAUCUCUCCCGGGAAGCCGAUGAGAUCGUCGAACUUAUAAAGGGUGGGAAACCGAUCACGCCGACUCCGGGUCAGAACGCGCCGCCGUUACCAGGAUGCGAUGGCAAAUCAGGUGAUUCGAGUACCAGCCCGCUUCUUAAAUCUGCGAAUUGUCACGCUAACUCGUCACCGAGGCCCGGUCAGGAGAAUGGUAGUGCACGAAGUGGCACUCCUUCGAAAACUGCCGGCAACCAACCUGUUAACGAAAAGGUCGGCGCGUCUCGGACCGCAACGGUGGAAGUUGCGAGGAUGACGGCGCAGGGCCCGGGCGACGCGUCACAGGUUGAGCACGUCACUCUGAAGAAGAAGCCUAAGUGCAAGUGCUGCGUGCUGCAGUAAUGACCGCGCGACGGAGCCAGCGGGGACGCGCACGAGAGACGAUCCUCCUCCAUUAUCGGGAGCGUAACUUCAGCUUCGUGGCUAUUGAAGAAAUCACGACUGGGCAACUCGAGGUAUCGAGGACGCAUCGAUGAAGAAGCGACUCGAAGAGGAUGCCGGAACAGGAAAGCGCCGGCAUUCCAAACACGCUCGAGACCUAGAGAACCGGUCCAGAAGGUAAUUUCUCAGAGGGAGAAAAAGGUUUCGUCUUUAAAGAAUGUGAAGAAAGUGGAACGAAAUAUUGGAAACGAUGAGAAAAUGAAGAAUAUGAUUGGAUAUACGAGAACAUCAGAUUGUUAAAAA
Molecule: messenger RNA, 2257 nt
Organism: Acromyrmex echinatior (Panamanian leafcutter ant)
Lineage: Eukaryota; Metazoa; Arthropoda; Insecta; Hymenoptera; Formicidae
Source: RefSeq, a predicted model, not a curated record